AUGACCAAUGGUGAGAAGAAGAGUGUUUGGUUAAUUUACUCAAAUAUCCUUCCCGGCCCUGGGAAGCUCAGCUCACAGCAGGGUCUAUGUAAGGAAGAGGGACUACAGUCCCCACAGUCACCUCACCACCUACAGAGCAGAGCACAGUGGCUAAGUGCAAACUCCGAAGCUAGAAGACCUGAAGAAGAAUCCUGGCUCAUCUCCUUCCAGCUAUUUAAUACAAAAGAAGAACAGGAGUCAAGAGAUAGCUCAGAGAGCUGGAGUGUAUGCCUGGCAUGCAGGGGUCUUCUUGUGGCCCCUGACACCUCCCCAGGGUCCACUAGAACACUGCUGGGCAGCAUUCUUCACCCACCUUUCCCCAAAAGGACAAAGACUGAAGUGGUCAUCGAAGCCCGAGCCAAAGAGGUUGUUCAAACUCAGGAUAUCAAAAUCCUCCGAGAGCUGUAUUGUGAAUUCACCACCAGGAUCUCACCAUUCUACAAGGAAGUGAUCAUUGAUGUAAAGAGAGGGGUGCGGCAGGGUGAUACCAUUUCACUGAAACUCUUCAGUGCCGCCCUCAAGAACAUCAUGCGACGACUGGAAUGGGAAGGAAUGGGAGUGAAGAUAGACAGUCGGCAAUCACACCACCUCCGCUUCGCUGAUGACAUCAUUCUCAAAACACCAAACAUUAGCCAAGUGGCACAAAUGCUGGCUGACUUCGACCACAAGUGUGGAAAGGUCGGAUUGCAGCUGAAUCCCAACAAGACGAUGUUCAUGAAAAAUAAACUAGUCCCUGAAGCUCCAUUUGCUCUCAAUGGAACUAACAUCUCCGAAUGCAGCAGCUAUGUGUACCUGGGUCGAGAAAUCAACAUGAGGAACGACUUGGCACCAGAACUGCCCAGGAGGAAGAGAGCAGCAUGGAAUGCCUUCAAGAGCAUCAAAGAAGCGGUUAAGAGGACGAAGAAUCUCCGACUCUGGGCACAUUUUUUGGAUUCCACCGUUCUUCCUGCACUAACAUACACCUCAGAG
Messenger RNA from Sorex araneus (European shrew), 1008 nucleotides. RefSeq lists its product as uncharacterized. The annotation marks the transcript as partial. NCBI's taxonomy places the organism in Eukaryota, Metazoa, Chordata, Mammalia, Eulipotyphla, Soricidae. The record is from RefSeq and is a predicted model, not a curated record. The transcript has 3 exons.